Messenger RNA from Thermothielavioides terrestris NRRL 8126, 2579 nucleotides. RefSeq lists its product as uncharacterized. Bases 481 to 2202 code for a protein of 573 amino acids. Gene Ontology annotation, biological process: sulfur amino acid metabolic process. The record is from RefSeq and is a predicted model, not a curated record. Gene Ontology annotation, cellular component: cytoplasm. Lineage: Eukaryota; Fungi; Ascomycota; Sordariomycetes; Sordariales; Chaetomiaceae. The transcript is spliced from 5 exons. Gene Ontology annotation, molecular function: adenylylsulfate kinase activity; ATP binding; sulfate adenylyltransferase (ATP) activity.
GUCGGGCGGCUGAUGCAUCCGAUCUCGACUGAGGCGCCGGUAAAAUGGGAAGCACCACGGUCUCCCGAUCCAUGUGACGUUUAUAAGCGGUGAUUACACUAGAUGGAGGUCCCUUGCAUAUUGGACGCAAACUUCCCGGACCCUUCGCCUGUAUCAUGUCGGAUGAACCCGCCGUUACCGGGGCCUGGCGGCCGGCCAAGUCUCAGUCCCUCCGGUCCGUUACCUUACCCAUCGACAACUGCAACGGGGAAUUCUGGGGACCCGCGGAGACGGCAACGCGGCAAAUCGGGAACAGGGAACAGAUAGCUAUAUAUACCUGGCCUUGAAAGGCUCCAUUUUCCUUGCCGGUUCAGGUUCACUCCUUGGGCUCUCGGUUUCUCUGCUCGUUGUUCUGCCUGCUUCCCGACACCCGGUUGCGUGAAUUUGUUUAGGUGCUGGCUUUGUCACUGGCUCGGCACCUCCGAUCAGAAUUUCCCCAAAAUGGCGAACCCUCCCCAUGGCGGCGUGCUCAAAGACCUGCUCGCUCGAGACCUGCCUCGCCAGGCCGAGCUUGCGGCCGAAGCAGAAACCCUCCCGGCGCUUGUCCUCACCGAACGCCAGCUCUGCGACCUCGAGUUGCUUCUCAAUGGCGGUUUCUCCCCUCUCGAAGGUUUCAUGAAUGAACAAGAUUACAAUGGGGUUGUCAAGGAGAACCGCCUCGCCAGCGGCCUGCUCUUCAGCAUGCCCAUCACGCUGGAUGUGGCUCAGGAGACCAUCGACGAGCUUUCGCUCAAGGCCGGCGCCAGGAUAACGCUGCGGGAUUUCCGCGACGACCGCAAUCUCGCCAUCCUCACCGUCGAGGACGUUUACAAGCCCGACAAGGCGGUGGAAGCCAAGGAAGUGUUUGGCGGUGACGAGGAUCACCCAGCGGUCCGGUACCUCUUCAACACCGCCAAGGAUUUCUACGUGGGCGGCAAGCUGGAGGCGGUCAACAAGCUGCAGCACUAUGACUUCGUCGAGCUGCGAUACACCCCUGCCGAACUUCGUGCCCACUUCGACAAGCUCGGCUGGACCAAGGUAGUCGCGUUUCAGACCCGGAACCCGAUGCACCGCGCUCACAGAGAGCUGACGGUCCGUGCUGCCCGGUCACACCACGCCAACGUCCUCAUCCACCCGGUCGUCGGCCUGACGAAGCCCGGCGACAUCGACCACUUCACCCGUGUCCGCGUAUACAAGGCUCUCCUGCCCAGAUAUCCCAACGGCAUGGCUGUGCUCGGCCUGCUGCCCCUGGCCAUGCGCAUGGGUGGCCCUCGCGAGGCCAUCUGGCACGCCAUCAUCCGCAAGAACCACGGCGCCACACACUUCAUUGUCGGCCGUGACCACGCCGGUCCGGGCAAGAACAGCAAGGGCGUCGACUUCUACGGCCCCUACGACGCGCAGCACGCGGUCGAGAAGUACCGCGACGAGCUCGGUAUCGAGGUGGUCCCCUUCCAAAUGAUGACGUACCUGCCCGACAGAGACGAGUACGCCCCCGUCGACCAGAUCCCCCCGGGCGUCCGGACACUGAACAUUUCCGGCACGGAGCUGCGUGCGCGGUUGCGGAGCGGCCGCGAGAUCCCCGAAUGGUUCUCGUAUCCCGAGGUGGUCAAGGUCCUGAGGGAAUCGCACCCGCCGAGGUCAAAGCAGGGCUUCACCGUCUUCCUGACGGGCUACAUGAACAGCGGGAAGGACCAGAUCGCGAGAGCCCUCCAGGUCACGCUGAACCAGCAGGGCGGUCGCUCCGUCUCGAUGCUGCUGGGCGAAACCGUUCGGCACGAGCUGUCCUCGGAGCUCGGCUUCAGCCGCGAGGACCGCGACAAGAACAUCGCUCGCAUCGCUUUCGUCGCGUCGGAACUGACGAGGUCUGGCGCUGCCGUCAUCGCCGCGCCGAUUGCCCCCUUUGAGCAGGCGAGACAGCACGCUCGCGAGCUCGUCGAGAAGUACGGCGACUUCUACCUGGUCCACGUCGCGACGCCGCUCGAGUACUGCGAGAAGACGGACAAGCGGGGGAUCUACCGGAAGGCUCGCGCGGGAGAGAUCAAGGGCUUCACCGGCGUCGAUGAUCCGUAUGAGCCGCCCGUCAAGCCGGACCUCGUGGUUGACUGCGAGAAGCAAUCGGUGAGGUCCAUUGUGCACCAGAUCGUCCUCCUGCUCGAGGGCCAGGGCCUCUUGGAUCGGUUUUAAGCGGGGACGGGCGAGUGCAUGGCAGCGUGAACAACACCUCAGUGCUAUUUCCCUUUGCGGGGACUCGGGGGUUAACGGUCGAUGCUUUGAGGACUCUUGCAACUUUCCAACAAAGAAUACAGUCGUGGGGGCGCGGAGUCUGGUUUGUUUCCGGGUUGAUAGAGUCGGCGAGCGGCAUCCUACAUCUAAAGUUCUAAAUAGAUGGGCGCCUUUUACACGAUAGUCAAAAGGUCUAAAAUAGAUGGUCGCGUUACAUCGAGCCAAUGUACCCGUAGUGUCACCAAGCACUGCACUCUGCGAAGUGAGGCACACCACACCCCAACCAAGGACCGGGUCUCAGGCUGGCGGUAGCAGAAUGCAAUGCCAUUGGGCGGCUG